Cherax quadricarinatus is the source of this 1059-nucleotide messenger RNA. Lineage: Eukaryota; Metazoa; Arthropoda; Malacostraca; Decapoda; Parastacidae. The record is from RefSeq and is a predicted model, not a curated record.
UGUGUUGUAAUCUUUACAGGACGCAAACCUGUAACCUCGUCAUGUCCAGUGUGUGGACUAACACUCAGAACUGGUGAGAUGGAAGCUCACUUCACCCAGGAACUGGACAAGAUGGUACGUCUUCCACAGUCUCGCCCACUCGCCCAGCGCACACCCACUGCACCAGCCUGCACCAGCCCCACGCCCUCCACCUCCACUGAGGGUUACAGCAACACGCCCACAGCCAAGCCUAGGCCUGCCAACUCGGCUCCUCGCCACGGCGAGGGAUGGAAGACGUACCAGCGUGUGAGAAACAAUCGUCAGUUGAGGGUAAGAGUGAAGCGACCCCGGACGCUGGUUGACCUGGACGGGGAAGAAGGGAUGACCUGCCCCGUGUGUGACCUGCGCGUUCCUCUUGACGGACCAGGAGACAUCAAUACGCACAUCGACAAGUGCCUCCGGGCGGCAGAGCGAGAGUGUGAAGAAGCAGCGGAGGUGGAUGUUGAAGGAGAAUAUGAGGAGUACGAAUGGUGUGGUCAGACGAGGGUGAGAGCAACACAGAUGCUGAGAGCGGAAGGUCAGCUGCAUGCUCUGGGGACGAGGGUGGUACAAGGUCGUGAAGACGAAGUGGUGGAAGUAUGUGAGGAUGACUCGCUCAGUGUGUACGGUCCAGCACAGUACACUGACACUGACCUGCAGCCCCACAACCACCUUGCUCACACCAACACUGACCAUGAUGUCGACGUAGGUGACUUAGUCGACACCACCACCACCUUGCACACACCUCAAGCGCCUACUGAUCACAUCCCCAGCAGUAGCAGCAAUAGCCUAGCCCCAGAGGAGCCGGCGUCAGGCAGCAGUAGCAGCAACAGUCGCUGCUCAGUCAACUCGGCUCACUCUCUGCGGGCGGAGGGCGAGAGUGCAAACAACCCAGCUGUUGUGGAAGCCCUGAGGGCGAGGCUGCAGGAGUUGGAAGAAGAGACGCCCAGGGCUCGAUACUCCUGCCGUGUCUGUCACGUAAGUUUUAAGUCAAUUUGUUUGGAAAGUAGUCAAAGUAGUCAUUAAUGAAGUAAGGUAGAU